AUGGCUGCUUUUGAAGAAGUACCAUUCAUUUCUGUCAUCGGUGACCUAAAUAUUUUAGAAGAGUGUCAUCUUGAAUGGAAAGCAUCAUACCAUGCAAAUGAACGCCUAGAGCUAAUAAUGAUAAAUGAAACAUGGGUGGAUACGUUGGGUCGUUGCGUUCUAAGCUCAUCAAAUCGUCAAAAUUACAUUUUUCGUUUUGAUCUAGAUAUUGAAGGUAGAUGCAUUGACCAUUAUAAAGUGGACAACGAUGAUAUCGACACUUUGUGCAAAAAUGCACUCCUUGGUGAUACACCGAUGAAAAUGCUCUUUCAAAUUGAUGCAAAGCCUGAGUCGUGUCCCUUCGAACCUCCUUUAAAUUUUACUUAUACGAUCCAAGAUGGUGCUUGUUCAUCGAGGAUAUCAUCUGUAACAGCUUGUUCAGGAUACGGAAAAUAUCGUUUUCAAUAUGAAGCUUGCCCGGAAUUACCGAACUCUGAAAUGCAUGGCAGGCAUAAAUAUGAUAUCAAAGCGGCAAACUUAAUUUCUAAAGUACAACAGACAACUAUAGCUGGGGGUGGCAGCAUCGGUUUUUCUGCUGAUUCUAGUUGUAAUGAAUUAAUUGACCUGACGUAUGCUACUACAAAAAUCGAUUACACUCAAGAGUUAUUGGUGAAAUCACAAUGUCAAUUUCCAUCAUUUCUAGUGCACGAUUUCAAUUCAUCACAUAAACGCGUAUGGACAUCUAUAACAACCGGUUUCAAACAUCAUGUUUUAGAUACGUGGAUUACAAUGUCAAACGGGCUAAAUCAUUCAGUGCUACAAUGUCUAGAAGUUGAAAAUUUGGGAAAUGUUCAUACUAUUAUAAUAUAUACGAAAACGCUACAGUGCACAUCUGGAUAUCAAUGUUUUGAAAUCAAGAGGAAACAUAAAAAUAUUUUGGAAAUUAGAUAUACAAGUUUGUUUAACAGUGUUCCAGUAACGUGUAAUCUUCUUGAUUACGAAUCUAUUGAUACCGUAGUACUCGAAAACGCUGAGGCAGCUUGUCCUUUCAAGCACAGACAUUCAUCUCAUCCAUGCCCAAAUUACACAGUACAGUUUGGCUCUGUCCAUGAACAUCCACUAACUUCCUUUUCUGAAUGCACUGACAUUUCACAUGAAAAGUUUGUAUGUUUUGGUCCCUGGAUAGAGAAGGAUGUGACAUAUGUCAUUACUAAAGACUUAAGUUCUCUGGAGUUUUACUGCUACAUCUGUUUGCGUUAUUUGAAUGGUACAAUUUUUAUUCGGUCGUAUCUUCGAUCGGCGUGUCACCCGCAAUCUUUUGAAGGACGUGAGCCAGAUCACAUUUUCACCUUCAUGACUUUUGUGAGAAUCACAAAAAAAAGAUUAGUUAGAAACACAGCUGAUGAUAUAAAGGAAAGGCGUAACCAGAUAGAAAAUGAGCGACAUGUGGAGGCUGUUUCACUAUUUAAUUAUUUGCAUGAAAAAUUAAAGAGGACUCCUCUGCAUUCUGUUCGGUCCAUUGAGAAAACAGUGAAAUUGACGGUUUUUAGGAAGCAAUUACGUAAUAGCAAUCAAUUGAGGAAAAUGCUAGGGUUGAUGAACUCACCCGGUGAAUCUGUUGAAUUUUAUGCUCAACCGACAGUUGACCAAGAUAAUUCCGUCAUCAAUGAACAGUUCCAGAGAAAGUUAACUGUUUCAUAUAUGGAUGAUGGACGUCAGCUGAUCGAUGGGAAAGUUGUGGAGAGAAGAGAACCCCAAGAGAUGUGGUGCAGCCUGCUCACGAAGAGUGCCGCUAGACAAUUUGAAGGACAACUUGUGUAUAACUCUAAGUCCUUCUGUGAUGAAUAUCCGACUGCAACUGUGAGGGAAGAAAUUGAAAGCAAGUUAGUUAAUCCGGAAAUUACAGUGAGUCCUGAAUCGAGCGCUAUACCAGAGGUCGAGAAUUUGAACCCAGCAAAUGUUUCUGUUAUUGAUAUUUUCGAUAAUGAAAAAAUAUGCAAGCAAGAUGAAAGUGAAGUGGUAGCAGAAGGGAAAUCAUCUGACUGA
Molecule: messenger RNA, 2025 nt
Organism: Thelazia callipaeda (thelaziosis nematode)
Lineage: Eukaryota; Metazoa; Nematoda; Chromadorea; Rhabditida; Thelaziidae
Source: the annotation of a GenBank genome assembly